GUUAUAUACUACAUGUUUUUGGCAAUGUAUGAAUCUCUGCGUCAUCUAUUUCUAACGCUAUUAACACAAAGCGAAUCUGGUUAUAAAACUGAGCAUCUCCUGAGAGAACUUAGUUUCGAGAUUACAUGUGUCCAGUUUAUUCCGCUCAUCCUUUGGAUUUAUAACCUGUCGACUUUCGAUUUGUUUGUUUGUUUGCUUGUUUUUUAAGGAAUUAUAUCUAGCAACGUUAACCUUGGCAAAUUUUAAAAAAAAAUUCUCAGUGGUGGCUUCGCGGUGGACGUCCGAGCACAAUGUAGUGUUUUUAUUAAUGACCGAGGGUUCCCGAAGUCUCUUUCGUAACUUGAACAGAUGUUUGCUCAAGGACUUGAUUCGUUUUUCAAUGUGAUUAGUAAAUAAGCAACUUUGCAUUUCCCAAUACCAUUAUUAACAAUCUUCAAAAUUAGCAUAGAGAUAUGACUCGAUUGAGCGUAUGAUGUUUCCUAAUAUAGAAAGUUAAGUUGUCAACUACUAUUUUUUUUUAUUUAGAUUGGUUUCGAUUUAGGAGCAGAACAAGGAAAUCGAAAAUCACUCUUUGUGUGCCUUUCUCGUGAAGUUUGGUUGCUGCUUAUGGCGGAAGUUGACUCGUGUUCUCAUUCCCCUAAUGUGUCACACUCUUGGCGUGUAUUAUUUAUAUUCCUUAAUGCUAUCUCCGGCGUAAUCGCCCUCGGCGGAAACUCGAUCAUACUGCUGUCCAUUUAUAAAGUGCGUUCUCUACGAUCCAAACCUUCCAAUAUCUUCAUUGCGUCUUUGGCUUCUUCAGAUGCGUUGGUAGGCUUGUUGGUGUACCCGACAUACAUCUUCUUAACCACAAAAAACUUAUGGUUCGGCCCAAAUGUGGUGUACAGGAUGGAGAACUUCUUGUGGAUUCAGAGUUUGGCAACAUCAACGUAUACUCUGUGUGCCAUAAGCGUCGAUAGACUAAUCGCAGUAACACUCGCAAUUCGCUACGGAGACAUGGUGACCAAAGGCCGUUGUUGGUAUGUAGUCUUGUCAAUUUGGAUCUCUUCCUUCUUGUUAGCGUGCUCGGCGAUAUUUAAUCACAGCACUCACACCGCGUCUAUUCUGUGGUUAACAUGCCUUGGCUUGACUUUCGUUCUGCCCUUCGCAAUCAUAACGUACUGUUACGCUCUCAUAUUUCGAGCUGCCAAUGAACAAAAAAGGAAGGUCAUUUAUCUUAAUCCCGCUGAGGCAACUGAAAUGCUUAAAAACAAGAAAGCCGCUUGGACUUCAGGAAUAGUGAUGGGUAUUUUUUUCAUAACAUUUUUUCCAAACGUAGUGUUUUCGUCUAUAGAUGUAGCCACCAAGGAUCGUUGUGAGAAGAAUCAGGUCUACCGUCAUUGGUUAUGGGGAAUUUUCUUGGCUUUCAGCAGUUCAGCUUGGAAUCCUUUCGUUUAUGCCGCAAGGAUUAGAGAAUUCAGGCAUGCGUUUAAAAAAAUUGUCAUAUUUAAUUAAGAGCCACCUUAUUUCACUUGUUUGGGAAAUAAAUUGUUGUAAGCUGUUGUCCUUGAUAAAAGAGAGAAAUAGUAAUUAUAUGAAAAAAAAAAAAACCUUCACUAAAUUUCAGUUCUUAUAAUAACUGACGUUCUGUUAAUGUUCCCGUUUGGCAUAGUUCAAGCUGAAGGUCAUCAAUAUAAAGACAGAAAAAUUAACCGAAAGAUUAGUAAUUAUGAAUUUAACACCAAACGUAGACGGAAUCCACCUUCCCAGACAUAUUUGACAAACAUCUUUAGACGUAUUUACAUAACAACCGCUCUUUGAGAGCCAGUAUUUAUAACUUGCAUCUAGGUAAGUGCUUAGGGCCCUUGUUAUUUGCAGUCGCUUCACGUGCUGACAAACGUCAUUAGAUAAUGAUCCUUAAAACACGAUUUAUUUUUGGAAAA
Stylophora pistillata is the source of this 1919-nucleotide messenger RNA. Its product is annotated as beta-4C adrenergic receptor. NCBI's taxonomy places the organism in Eukaryota, Metazoa, Cnidaria, Anthozoa, Scleractinia, Pocilloporidae. Gene Ontology annotation, cellular component: membrane. Gene Ontology annotation, molecular function: G protein-coupled receptor activity. Gene Ontology annotation, biological process: G protein-coupled receptor signaling pathway. The record is from RefSeq and is a predicted model, not a curated record.